AAAAUUAAGGUAUACUAUAGUUGUUUUGAAUUGGACUGAAUAGAAGUGAAGUGAAAAAGGAAGUAAAUGCAUUUGUACUUGUUGUUUUGCAGGAAGCAAGCAGUUGUGGUGUUGUUCAGUGGGUAGAUGAGGAGUGGCCAGAGCAUCUGCAGAAUGCUCUUCACAAACUAUGGCUUUUGUAUGAGGAUUGCCAGCGUGCUAAUAGGAUGGCAUGUCUGGAACAUUCAUCACUUGUCCACAAUCUCACAUCACAGAAGAACAAGCUACAGGAGACUUAUGAGAAGCUUGUUGAGGAUGUGAACAACCUACUUGAUACCCAGGACAAUAUUCCCAAGGAAAAUGAAGUCCAACAAGGUGAACGUGAGGAGAUCACUCCUCCUUUGGACAACAAUAUUUCAGCUUUGAAGGAACAGCUGGGUGCAAUGGAUGCUGAGAACAAAGAACUGAAGCAAAAGGUUGACCAGUUGAAGAGCAUUCAGGUUGCCCAAGGUAAUGUGAUUAGGAAUCUGAAGUUUGCUCAUUUGAAGGAGAAGGAAAAGUUGAGCAUUGAGAGGAGGAAUUUGGAGCUUCACAUUGCUGAUCUUGUCAAAGCUAGUGACAAGAACAAGAGAAAGCUGAAGGACAUCAAGGAUAUUUGUGAUGAAGAGUGAUUUGUAAUCUGACCAUGUGGGUCAUUAUCUUAAGUUUCAAGCAUUGAACUAUGGCUUGUAAUGUGUG
Messenger RNA from Aegilops tauschii subsp. strangulata, 717 nucleotides. RefSeq lists its product as uncharacterized. NCBI's taxonomy places the organism in Eukaryota, Viridiplantae, Streptophyta, Magnoliopsida, Poales, Poaceae. Gene Ontology annotation, molecular function: zinc ion binding. The record is from RefSeq and is a predicted model, not a curated record.